This is a messenger RNA of Macrobrachium nipponense, 549 nucleotides long. RefSeq names its product turripeptide Ici9.1-like. The transcript has 4 exons. Bases 178 to 432 code for a protein of 84 amino acids. Gene Ontology annotation, molecular function: protein binding. The record is from RefSeq and is a predicted model, not a curated record. NCBI's taxonomy places the organism in Eukaryota, Metazoa, Arthropoda, Malacostraca, Decapoda, Palaemonidae.
CCGGAUGAUUAUAAGAAAAGCAGCCGUGCAGUUGUGGGGCAACAUUCAUGCAUCGCCAAAGAACCGGUGGUGAUGAUUCUGAUCAAUUUAACAGUCAGGGUGAGAUACUGACGGAAGGACUUGGUAUUUCCUAUACGUUUCUCCUUGCACAUACCAGUUUAGAUUCAGACGGCAAAGAUGGUGAAAAUGGGAUUAUUGUCAGCCGUGCUUUUCGUCUCUCUGUUUGCCAUAUUCAGCGCAUCAGAGGCUAGUGGUGGCGAAAUUGAUCCAGUUUGCAUCGAUCGAAUCUGCACUCUUGAACUCUUCCCCAUUUGUGGCAGCGAUGGAAACACGUACGACAACUUCUGCCUAUUCAACCUUGAGAAGAGGUGCAGCAAUCCUAAGCUUACUAUUCGAUGCCAUGGCGAAUGCAGCCAGUGUGGAUAUCAGUGAGCGACAGACACCUUCAACAGAUAUGGAAGAAAUAGUUCAAAGUACAAUACUUGAAAUCAAUUGUCCUUCAAGUAUUUCAUUGUAAACUUACCUAAGAUUUUCUUCCACGAGUGCCUG